Doryrhamphus excisus (bluestripe pipefish) is the source of this 931-nucleotide messenger RNA. It is a transcript of the gene cnrip1a, whose product is annotated as cannabinoid receptor interacting protein 1a. Gene Ontology annotation, cellular component: plasma membrane. Lineage: Eukaryota; Metazoa; Chordata; Actinopteri; Syngnathiformes; Syngnathidae. The record is from RefSeq and is a predicted model, not a curated record. Gene Ontology annotation, molecular function: type 1 cannabinoid receptor binding. Gene Ontology annotation, biological process: negative regulation of signaling receptor activity.
GAAGCAACUCUGGUGAACACUCAUGUUUGCUUGACACUGGUCCUCCUCAGCAUCGCUCAGCCUCCUCGAAAACUGGACCCCCCACGAGAGGCGUCAAAAUGGACGACGUGCCGGCCAUCGUCAACAUCUCCAUCUCGCUGAGGAUCCAGCCCAACGAGGGUCCAGUCUUCUUCAAGGUGGACGGGACCCGCUUCGGCCAGACCAGAACCAUCAAGCUUCUGACGGGAUCCAAGUACAAGAUCGAGGUGGUGGUCAAACCCGGAACCGUCGAGGCCACCAACAUGAACAUUGGUGGCAUCGUCUUCCCGCUGGAACAACAGUCCAGAGACGACGACUCUGUGGUGUAUCACGGCAAAUACGACACUGAGGGUGUCCCUCACACCAAAAGUGGAGACCGGCAGCCUGUCCAAGUCAGCAUUGAGUUCAACAAGGCGGGCACGUUCGAGACGGUGUGGCAGGCCAAGUAUUACAACUACUACAAGAGGGAGCACUGCCAGUUCGGGAACAAGUUUGGCAGCAUCGAGUACGAGUGCAAACCCAACGAGACGCGGACCCUCAUGUGGAUCAACAAGGAGGCCUUUAAUUGAAGCCAGCAGAGCCGCAUACAAGUGUGCUAUGGCUUUUUUUUUAAUUUGACACACCGGACUCUCAAUAUUUAUUUAUUGAUGUUAUUUAUUAUUGUGAGGGGAUGUUUGUUGUGUAUUUAAUGGUGUAAGAUGAUGUUGCUUGUCAAUUGUGUGACCAGAGGCAUGCUGGGAAACACAGCAAACACUGAAUGAUAGCGAGGAGGGACAAUCAUCAUGUGUUUGUUUGCCUCUUUUACCCUUUAUUUUUUCUUGAGAUACUAUGUUGUUUCAUUGAUUCUUCAUGACUUUUCAUCAAACUAUGCUGUUUUUCAUCCAAGUCAUUAUUAAAAAUGACCUUCAAGAUC